GUGCCCAUCGCGUGACGCACGUUCGAAGAAAGAAGUGGCUGGAAAUGGAUGGACGGAGAGACGAUGAUGGAUCAUCCCCAGUCAUGGAUAUCUCUGCACCAGUUUUUGAGCCACGAGCCGGUGAUUCUCUCUCUCUCUCUCUCUACCGCUCUCCCUCCCUCCGCUGAAGCGAAUCCGCCAUGGACGGAGCCACGCUCGUGUCGAGCUCCGGCUCGCUCUUCCCCCCGUCGCUCCCUCCGGCCCGUCGCGCGGCCGCCGCGAGCGCCCGCCGCUUCGCUCCCCCGCCGAGGUCCUCGUUCCGGACGUGGCGGGGCAGGACCGGGCUCGUGCCGGAGCGUGAGCUCGGGCGGAGUUGCUGCGGCGCCGCCGUCGGCGCCGGCGGCGGCGGCAUUACGGAGAUAGACGAGAGCCAGUUCUCCGAGACGGUGUUGAAGAGCGAUCGUCCGGUGCUCGUGGAGUUCGUCGCCAACUGGUGCGGCCCCUGCCGCUUGAUCUCUCCGGCCAUGGAGUGGCUCGCUCAGUAUCGAGCAUUUGACGUUAGCAGUCGGUUUUAAGCUUUUAGAUUGAUUGGCAUUUGUUUCGCAUGAUGUUUUUCAUGGAAUGAGAGCCAGAGGUCCUCUGUCCUAAGUCCCCUCUCAACUUGUGUUUCCGUCCCGAAUGAAUUUCCGUCAGGCUAUGUUAAGAUUGCAAGGGGAAUGUUGGAGCAUGUUCAACUCAACUGGUGUAAGCUUUUCAGAUUAAUGAGAGGGUUCCUAGUGAUAGUGCAGACGCCAUUAAGCAUAUAACAUAGAGGCCGCCCGGAAGAUCGAAUGACUUCCAUUCUCAUCUUGUCCCUUUGUUGAUUUGGGGUCGCAAUCUCCUCAGCUUGAGUUUAAGCUAGUCUUUUGAUGAUGAAUUGAUGAUGCAAGAGAAGUGACCUGAGAAUUUAGGUCCCCUUUUGACUAUUAAGGUAGCUCCAAAUUUUCCGUUGCUCUCUUUUCCUAAUUGUUCUCCCGUUGUCCUUCUUUUCACUUUGUACCGUCUUCUCUUAGCUAUGGCUAAGCAGUUUUUACUUUCUUCUUGUUUUCAUAUGGAUGUUGAAGACCAUAAUUGGACAUUAUAAUUUGAGAUGUAAAAGUUAGUUCUUGUUAUUAGUAAACUGUCAUGGUUGUGUUCCUUCUAAUUUAUUGGGAGGUGGUGGCUUGAAGCUGUAUUCCUUUAACCUUCUAGUGUGAUCUUUGGCCAAUUCAUUAGGAGCUAAUUCCUGCACACUGUGUCAAGUUUUCACUUCUAUCAUUCAUGUAAAAUCAGAUACUCCCAUAUAAGCCAGCUUUUGGAAAAAUGUUUCCCGCUUCUUUUCAUAAAAUUUAGCCUCCUCUUACCCUCCAGAUUUCACCUACUUGAAUUCUUCAUGAACAAGUCACCUCUGUUGUUUUGCUUAAUUGCACCAAAUUGGCAGUCUCCAUCGAGUGGAAACCUUGUCAAAUUGUUGCUGGCAAGGUGAGAGAAGAAUAGUGAGAGAAAUGCAGGGUGAGUUGAUAUUACCUAGGUUUUAAGACGUUCAAGCUGUUAGGUGUUGUUUUAUGUGAAUACUUUCCCUCGGAAAAGUCGGUUAACAUCACCGAGAGAUUUCUGUUUUCUGUUGAUGUACUGUUUUGUGGCAAUUACUUAUAAAAUGGUAAAACAAAGAUACUAAUACAUGACAUGUAUCCUAAUGUGAUUGUUCAGGUUAGGAUUGUUCUGAUGGGUAACUUGAUAUUCAGGAGUCCCUUUGAUUUUCUUUGUUAUAUUGUAAGCUGGACUUUGUUGGUUCAGAUUAAUUACUAGGCAUACACAUGAUGAAACACCAAUUCCUGCAAUUUCUCUAUGUCAUCCACUUGUUUGCAUGAAGCCUUUUCAGCCUAGUCUUUGAGCAUGUUUGGGAUCUAUAGAUAAUCAUGAACUUGAGUUUGUUUGGAAGUCAUUGUCAGUGGGUCGAUUACUGUCAACUUCUAAGGAAAGAUGAGCCUUUACCUGCACAAUAGUGCUACAACAAGUAGUUUUAGAAGGAAUAAUGAUAUAUCUUAAAACAUGAUGUGUUGGCAGAUUUAAAGCAUGCUAAAAACUUAUGCCGGCUGGCUGUCAUUGUGUUAGAUUGUUUCUAUGUUUGACAACUGUAGCAUGCCACUUUCUUUCUUUUUUUAUUGAUUUUAGCGUGCCACUUUUUUCUAUCAACUGAGCAUGCCACUAUGUUUAUAUGAUUUAUAUUCUUGGGAAUCUUUAAGGCUCUUACCUAUGAUAUUUCGACAAGAACGUGCUUUUCCAAUUUCUGAGGCACUUCACAUUCUGAAGGAAUACAAAGAUAGAUUGAUCGUCGUAAAGAUUGAUCAUGAUGCAAACCCGAA
Messenger RNA from Syzygium oleosum, 2363 nucleotides. Its product is annotated as thioredoxin X, chloroplastic. Gene Ontology annotation, molecular function: oxidoreductase activity, acting on a sulfur group of donors, disulfide as acceptor. The coding region runs from base 180 to 554 and encodes 124 amino acids. Gene Ontology annotation, cellular component: cytoplasm. NCBI's taxonomy places the organism in Eukaryota, Viridiplantae, Streptophyta, Magnoliopsida, Myrtales, Myrtaceae. The record is from RefSeq and is a predicted model, not a curated record. The transcript is spliced from 2 exons.